AACAGCCGGAGGUGUUCUCCUGCUUCUCACAUCAGCUCGACGGAAGAGUGGUUUCUUCCAGUUUGACGAAAAACCUGCAAGUCUAUAAAACUUAUCAUCUUACUCUUUUGAAGAAACCGUCGUCCGCUGUUGAACACCUAUAACAUCUUCAUAUCAUUUUGAGCAAAGUGGUAUUUUUCCGACUCUAGAAACAGUUUUUGUUGUUGGAUUUAUAUGCAGUUUUAACUCCGGAGUUGUUCCCGUGAGGGUAUCGUCAGAGAGAUCAUGGCGGGUCGAUGGAGUACAGGCAUCGGUAUGACUGGAUGGAUUGUUUACCUCGGAUUGUUGAUUUUCACGGAGUGUCAAGUUCCGCUUCGAUGUUUGAAGAAAAAUUGCCUAGGGGAUUUGUCCGAAGAGUCCGAAGGACUGCGGGAAGUUGAGUUAUUUCGGACCCUUCUAAAUGAGUCGGCUUACCCGGAGCACAGCAGACCCUCUAAAAGCCCGUCCAUACCAACAGUCGUCAAGUUCGGACUGGAAUUGAAUGCUGUCAUUGAUAUGGAUGAGCCAAGCCAAGUUUUCAAGACACAAGUUUCCCUCAUCUUGAGUUGGACAGACAGUUAUUUGACUUGGAACCAGAAUUACUAUGGCGUGCCUGAGGUUAGGAUACCGUCAUCGAAAAUGUGGAUGCCGGAUGUAACGCUCCUAAAUAGUGCGGACAGCGCUAACUUCAUGUUGGAGAACCGUCUUGUGCGCGUCAAACCUAGCGGUGAGACGGAAUGGCGAGCCUUCAUUGUCUUGACAAGUUUCUGCAAGAUCAAUUUCUCAUUCUUCCCCUAUGAUGAGCAGACAUGUCUGCUGAGGUUCAGGGCCUGGACCUAUACCAUAGAGCAUGUCAUCUUCGCACUUGGAUCUGAGUUCAAUGCCGACGACGCUGAAGAGCACGGGGAGUGGCACAUCGUCAACAUGGAGAGGAACAUCACCGAGACGAUCGAGGACCAUGGGAACUUCAGUGAUAUCACGGUUGCCAUCUCACUGAGUCGAAGGCCACAGUUCUAUGUCAUGAACAUCAUUGUACCAUGUCUCAUCAUUUAUUGCCUGACGCUCUUCAGUUUCUGCCUGCCUUGUGACUCGGGCGAGAAGAUUGGUCUUGGUAUCACUAUUCUUCUAUCACUGACGGUCUUUAUGCUCAUCAGUGCUGAUAUGAUGCCGCCUACUUCAGAUAACUUCCCCCUCAUAGGGCAAUUCUACACUUCUACGAUGGUGUUGGUCGCCGCGUCUGUCGGCAUGUCAGUCAUGGUGCUCAACUUCAACCACAGGCCGCCUUCAGCUCGCCGUGCCCCGGCGUGGAUGCGUCGACUGUUGCUUCAUUCUCGGUGUUCAAGACUCAUUUCUCUGACUGGACGACAAUCAUUCGAUAUGAUGCGUUCGUCAAGUGACAGUAACCCACACAGUGGUGAAGUGACCUACAUGCUGUCCCCAUCCGCCAAGACCACCAAGUCCAGCUGCCUGUCCGAAGAAUAUUCAGCCACUGACCACAUCCUGACGGACACCCCAAGCCACCAAGAUGACAACGGCGGCAUUGGGAUGGUCAGAUACCCAUCCAGCCCGAAGCUCGGCCGCAACACAGCUACGCUGGAACGCGGCGAGCAGGAAACCUCCCUGACGAAGAGGACUGACCCGGGCGGUGAAUCACCGGGCUCUGCACGGCAGGGGAGGGUAGCUGAGCGGGACGCUAACCCCGUUGGUAACAGCUCGGCCCUUGAGAAGCUUCUGAUUAACAUCUCCGGGGAUUUGAGGAAAUUGGUGGUUCGUAAGGAGGCGGAUGAAGAGGAGCAGGAGAUCGUUGAUGAAUGGAAGCUUCUUGCUAAAGCAGUGGAUAGGAUCUGCUUGAUCGUCUUCGUUUUAUCUUCCCUUAUUCUGACUGUUGUCCUUGGGUCUGAAAUGAUGAGAAGAAAUGUUGAGUAAGAGUAGCCACCCAUCCUUGUAUUAAGCCCUGUGUGCAAUACUGAAUAUAGAUAUAGUUUUAAAAAGGGACCAGUUUGUUUUUCCUGCCAACCUCGUUUUAGCAAUUGAUUUGUAUAGGAGAAAACAGGGUAGCAUUGCGUGAAAAGGUCUUAAAAAUUAAUGGGUUGGCGAUUAUCAAUAGUAUGUUUUGUAUUAUACCAUACCACACUUAGAAAUAACGUGAAUGGUAUGUUUUAUGCUGUUCUGAAAUUUGUAUGGCCCGUUUUUUGCUAGGAUUGUUUAUUAGUGGCCCUUGUUGUUGUUUCGUGGCCAUAAUGACCCGAGGGGUACGACCUCUGUGUCGCGCACCAUGCCUACAUCAAUGACAUUAACAGUUCAAAUUCUCAUACCAUAAACGGGACCAGGCUGUGUUUCCCUUUCCAGCCUCGGUUUAGUUACAUUGGGUCAAAAAGCAGAAAGGCAAGAUGGCCGAUAUUAAAAAAAGGAUUCGAUCUAUAUCAAGCACUGCUUGCUACUUCUCGUGGGGUUAGAAUCCCUCCGAGGCCGCCGAGAGACAGAAAUCAUAGAUAUCACUGUGUCGUAUAAAUACAGUGCCGGGAGGUGAACCUUAAAGGCACUGGACACUAUUGGUAAUUACUUAAAAUAGAU
Asterias rubens (European starfish) is the source of this 2592-nucleotide messenger RNA. RefSeq names its product neuronal acetylcholine receptor subunit alpha-7-like. The record is from RefSeq and is a predicted model, not a curated record. The coding region runs from base 265 to 1944 and encodes 559 amino acids. Gene Ontology annotation, cellular component: neuron projection; membrane; synapse. Gene Ontology annotation, biological process: nervous system process; monoatomic ion transmembrane transport; chemical synaptic transmission. Lineage: Eukaryota; Metazoa; Echinodermata; Asteroidea; Forcipulatida; Asteriidae. The transcript has 9 exons. Gene Ontology annotation, molecular function: extracellular ligand-gated monoatomic ion channel activity; neurotransmitter receptor activity; transmembrane signaling receptor activity.